GUAGUGAGGCCCUCUGAGCCCUGCCAAGCAGGAUAGAGCUGGGCCGAAACACUUGUCCUGGUUUACCAGCACACAAAAUCUUACCUGUCCAAACAAAUGAUUCGUGCCUUGGCGAACCUCUGAAUUUGUUUGGUGAUGAUAGAGUACGGAGUAGGAGUAGCAUUUAUAUACAGUACUACUUAUUAGGUUGCGUCAUUUGGAGCAAGAUGGAGGCCGCCAUGGAUAGUGGAUCAGUGAGAGCUACCAUGAGCAUCUUUGGCGAGAGCAUCAGUGGAAGAAAGGCAGAGAAGAACCGAGGGCAUGUUCUAGCUCAAGAGAAUCUGUCUUCUGAAAUGAAACAACUAGCGAAAUCCGGCAUGGACAAGCUGAAGGAGCGCAAGGCAUCUGUGGAUAAGGAGCGAGCCGGCGCGGAGUCGGAGCUCUCGAGAGCACGGGCCAUGGCAAAGGAGCUGGAGCGCCAAAUCGACCAGACCAAGUCCAGAGCGACGUCCCAGAAAUCAGAGCUGCAAGGAAUUCGGGCAACCAGGACAGGAAAGAAGGACGCCGAGGAGUCACUGUCACCGGACGCUCAAUACGUGGCGGUGACGCAGGAGCUGGACCGUGCCAAGCGUGAGCUGCGGAAGCUGAAGCUGGAGCUGAAGUCCGCGGCGGAGGCCAAGGCCAAGGCCGAGAGCGACGUGGUGUCGACGGUGUGCAAGAUCCAGUCCAGCCUGCAGGCCGCCGACGAGAUGCGGCGCCAGGUGGACGAGGCGAACGAGGAGCACGUCCUGGUGGAGCUCGCGCGCAUCGAGGCCGAGCGGGAGCGCCGCGAGCUCGCCGCCCAGCGCGACGCCGAGGCCGCGCGGUUCGCCAGGGAGAUAGAGGCCACGAGGGCCAAGGUGGAGUCCGCACGCGACGGACUGAGCCGCGCGAGAGCGCUGGAGGCGAAGCUUGAAGCGACGAACGCCGACGUGGAGGUCCUCCAGGGCGAGAUGGAGCUGGUGCGCGCCAUGGAGAAGAACCCCGUCAGCCCGAAGAACAACGACGAGACGGCGGAGGAGAGGGCGUUGCUGCAGGCUUCAGAGGCCGAGCUGAGCGCGGCCAAGAGAGAGCUGGAUAACAUCAGGGCCGGGGGGUUCCAGUUCAUGACGUCCAUGGACCGCACGCGCACCGAGAUCGCGCGCGUCGUGGAGGAGGCCAACCGGCUCAAGGCGCAGGAGAAGGACGCGGACGCGCAGGUGCAGCAGCUGAACGCCAAGCUCCUCAAGGCGCGGGCCCAGAUGGAAUCCGUCACGGCGGCCAGCGAGAGGUCCAAGGCGAUCAUGUCGAACCUGACGGCGGCCAUGCAGCAGCUGCACGCCGAGACCGAGGCGGCGAACAAGGAGGAAGAGCUGACGCUGCUGGAGAAGCGGUGCGUGGUGGCGGAGACCGAGAGCGCCGCGGCGGAGAUCGCUGCGGCCGAGGAGCGGAUCAGGCAGUCCGUGAAGGCGCUGGAGGCGGCCAAGGCGUCCGAGGCCGCGGCGAUGAAGAAGCUCAAGGCCGCCGCGGAGAGCACGAUGCAGGCUAGGGCGCUGCUGGCACGGCGGAAGAACCAUGGGGGGACGAUAACGGUCUCGAGGUUCGAGUACGAGUACCUGAGCGGGCGUGCGGCGCUGGUCAGGGUUGUGGCGGACAAGAAAGUGGCGGCGGCCCAGGCGUGGGUGCAGGCGCUGAAGGCCGGGGAGAAGGAGGCGGCGAUGCGGGCGGAGGCGGCGGAGCGGGAGAUGAGAGAGAUGGGGCCCAGGGAGGCGCAGGCGGCGUUGGAGGCGGCGAAGACGGCGCGCGAGCAGGAGGCGCUGGAGCGGGAGCUGUACGACCUGAACUUGACGGCCGAGAGCAUCGGCGAGCUGCAGUGCGCGUACCCGCGGCGGAGGUCGGCCAGGGUGUCGGCGACGGGGAGGAGGUCCAAGGCGCGGCGGUCGUCGGUGUCGGCGGCGUCCUGGAACCCGAAAUCGCCGUCGUUCACCAUCAAGAGGAAGAAGAAGGUGAUGCCCAGCCUCCUGAAGUUGAUCAAGGAAAAGAGAGGCGGCAGCCGCAAGAGCACCGAUUGACGACAGCUGCAUUUGCAUGGCCUCCUUCGCACCCGUUUUCAACGGCGUGGCAACCGGCGCAGUAUAUCAUACUCCAGUUUUGUUCUUGAUUUGUUCAUUACUGGUUCGCUCACAACCAGAUCACUACAUUAAACCUGUUUUAGUUUCGCCAGAUGAUUAUGCUGUACCUUGCUUCUCUGCAUCACACUCUUGCUGUUGCAUAAAUCGACAGUGUAACAUGUAUUCUGACGACCCUGGUCAUUUUCAGAACAGAUUUAUCCGUA
Messenger RNA from Brachypodium distachyon (stiff brome), 2332 nucleotides. Its product is annotated as protein PLASTID MOVEMENT IMPAIRED 2. The coding region runs from base 207 to 2069 and encodes 620 amino acids. The transcript has 2 exons. The record is from RefSeq and is a predicted model, not a curated record. Lineage: Eukaryota; Viridiplantae; Streptophyta; Magnoliopsida; Poales; Poaceae.